Molecule: messenger RNA, 1697 nt
Organism: Tripterygium wilfordii
Lineage: Eukaryota; Viridiplantae; Streptophyta; Magnoliopsida; Celastrales; Celastraceae
Product: UDP-glycosyltransferase 75C1-like
Exons: 1
Coding region: 121-1554 (477 amino acids)
Molecular function (GO): UDP-glycosyltransferase activity
Source: RefSeq, a predicted model, not a curated record
CACAAUAAGACGUCAGCCAGUAAGUCACUCACCUUAAACACAUCACUGCAAACGUCAUCGUUUCAACGUCGUUACACCAAUCUCCCCACCAAUAUAUACAACCCACACAAUCUUCCAUGCAUGAAUACACUCAUCGCCAGCCAACCAAUCAACCAACCAAGAAUGUCGAAACCACACAUCCUCAUCGUAACAUUCCCAGGGCAAGGCCACAUUAACCCAACUCUCCAGUUCGCCAAACGCCUUAUCCGCACCGGUGCAACCGUCACCUUCGCCACAACUAUCUCCGCCCACCGCCGCAUGCCCAAAGACCAAACUACCACUCCCAAAGGCUUGUCUUUCGCCACCUUCUCUGACGGUUGCGACCAAGGCUUUAAACCAAACGAUGACAUUGAACACUUCAUGUUUCAGUUCAAGCAUUACGGCAUUCAAAAUCUCAGAACCCUCAUCACGACUAUCAAUCAAGACCGUCCCAUUACACGCGUUGUAUACUCUCUACUACUUCCUUGGGUUGCCACUGUGGCGAGUGAGUUUCACAUUCCUUCAACGCUUCUCUGGAAUCAGCCAGCUGCUCUACUCAACAUAUAUUAUCGUUACUUCAACGGUUAUGGAGGCUUGAUUAAGGAGAGAGUCGUUAAUGACCCCUCCUUUUCAGUUGAAUUACCGGGACUGCCGCCGUUGACUAGCGUUGACCUUCCCUCGUUUUUUCUUCCUUCAAAUGUUUACGCGUUUGCACUCCCUCUGUUUAAGGAGCAUCUGGAGAUAUUAAACUCUGAAACCAAUCCGAAAGUACUUGUGAACACUUUCGAUGAAUUAGAAUUCGAGACGUUGAAAGCUUUGGACAAGUACAAUUUGGUUGGCGUUGGGCCUUUGAUUCCAUCUGCUUUUCUGGACGAAACAGAUCCCUCCGAUACUUGCUUUGGUGGUGAUUUGUUCAAAAAAGGAUCCAAUGAUUACACAGAUUGGUUGAACUCAAAAGAUUCAGGAUCUGUGGUUUAUGUCUCAUUUGGAAGUCUGUCUGUGCUUGCGAAGCCUCAAAUGGAGGAAAUGGCACGUGCUUUGCUUCAUACUGGAAGGCCAUUUUUGUGGGUUAUAAGAGAACAAGAGGGAGAAGGUACCGAAAAAGAAGAAUUGAGUUGCAGGGGAGACUUGGAGAAACAGGGGAUGAUAGUGCCAUGGUGUUCACAAGUGGAAGUUUUGUCUCAUUCUUCAAUCGGAUGCUUUGUGAGUCAUUGUGGGUGGAAUUCGACUUUUGAGAGCUUGACUUGUGGGGUUCCAAUGGUGGGAUUUCCACAGUGGACUGAUCAACCGACAAAUGCGAAGCUUGUCCAAGAUGUGUGGAAAACAGGGGUGAGGGUUGCAGAGAGAGAUGAUGGGUUAGUUGAAACUGAUGAGAUUAAGAGGUGUUUGGAUUUGGUUAUGGGGAGUAAUGAAGGAGGAGAAGAGAUUAGAAGAAAUGCCAAGAAAUGGAAGGCAUUGGCAAAAAAGGCUGCCAUGGAAGGUGGGUCUUCAGACAAGCAUCUCAAGACAUUUGUGGAAGAGGCUGCACAAGAAUAAGAUAAGUAAGAGUUUGGUGAUUUAAGUUUUCUGGUAAUGAAUAUUUUCCAGUAUAAUUGUUUUUGGAUUUUUUUUUCAUAAAUAUUUGAAAGGGUCAGAUUCUUCAUCAGAAGAUUUGUCUAAUUGAAAACUUUUUUUUUUUU